Messenger RNA from Acanthoscelides obtectus, 379 nucleotides. The record is from the annotation of a GenBank genome assembly. NCBI's taxonomy places the organism in Eukaryota, Metazoa, Arthropoda, Insecta, Coleoptera, Chrysomelidae.
AUGUUCGGGGGGACUCCAAUAAGGAAUGAUGCGACUUCGGUUAUUUUGGUGUUUGAUUUUAUUACAAACAAAAUAUAAACUAACAGUAUACGUUAAUGUCACUCCCGCUAACUGUCAUCAGCAAGGUCGUCAUCGGCCAUGUUUACACCGUAGGUAGUCAUGUGCUCAGACAGACCACCAUAGUUCUGUGUUUGUUUACACCGUGUAUGAGACCACUUAAAUAAGAAGGAAGAAGAAUCUGGUAUCGCCUUUGUUGACCAUAAAUUACCAAAUAUCCAUUCUUUAUCGUUAGUGACGUCACAAACGCUGAUCGUCGUUUUAAAGGAGAAAUAGCAUUUUGACAUCUUCCCUAUUCAAGUCAUCAAUGUUUUGGUAUGCG